AUGUUCUUCAACAAGGCCAUCGGUGCUCUCGCCCUCGCCCUCGCCCUCAUAGGCUCCACCAAAGCAGCCCCCACCCUCAUCGAACGAGUCACCCCUUGCACGGCCAACUACCGCAUAGCAGAGCUCAACGGCGUCGCCCCGGCCUUCAGCGACCAAACUCCAGGAGCAACAGCCAAGUUCCUCCAGCAGCUUCCCCUGAAGCCCGACGCCCACCUCAUCCUCUACAUCGACGGCGCGCCUGGCAUCACCGUCGCGCCAGACGCCAGCACCGUCCGUGAUUUCGCCUUGGGCGUUCGCCAGCUCUUCUACAAGGUCUAUCCGACGUCUUCGCCAGCAUCGACCGACUAUGGAAAUGGCACCACCCACACCGAGCUUGAAAUUAUCACGGGCGUCCUGCAUACGAUCGCGCUGCCACUCAAUAUCCACGCCGGCAUGAACUUCAACUACGACCUGGCCGAUUGCCAGAUCAAGACGAUUCAAGGGUUCUUGACGAUCCCGUCGGCCGUGGGAGGUGUGCCUGUCAACCGACAAGCAGUCGCAAACGAACUCCUAGCCGCGGGGAAUGCAGGUUUAUGA
This is a messenger RNA of Zasmidium cellare ATCC 36951, 576 nucleotides long. RefSeq lists its product as uncharacterized. The record is from RefSeq and is a predicted model, not a curated record. The transcript is spliced from 2 exons. Bases 1 to 576 code for a protein of 191 amino acids. Lineage: Eukaryota; Fungi; Ascomycota; Dothideomycetes; Mycosphaerellales; Mycosphaerellaceae.